CGGCAUUUUCCAGCGUGUGAACGUUAUUUCGACCGGGUGCGCAAUAAAUUACAAAACUAAAACAUUUUGGUGAAGACUUCCGUAAUACUUUUACGUAAUAAACACGCCACGACACUCUUUUUUUUUACAAAAAGCGAAACUCCACAAUUUCGAGAAAUAAUUCAUCAAAGAAAACUAAUAUCCAAAGUGAACAAAAAAGACAAAAAAUUAAGAAAGAAAACAAGGGGCAAACAAAACGCAAUAUAAUAGAAAGCCACAAAAGAGAAAAAAAGGAAAAGACAAUAUUUGUUUUUAGUUUUAUUUUUUAUUAUUUUCAUUUUUAUUUUGGCACACAAUGAGCCAAAGUUUUGAUAGCUUAACGCACGGCGGAGGCGGAGGUGGGGGCGGACGGCGCGACUAUGCGGAGCGACAGUCCUCGGAGGAUGUGCCGGAUUCGACGGCAACAACAACAACAACGACAGCCGGCGACUUAGCCGCUGGCACAGCAGCUGCCACACUGCGAGAUGACGAAUUCAGCGAGGAUAACAAUUUCGAAUCGAAUUUGCGACGUCGCAAAGGCAAAAUAAUAUCCUGUGCCAAGGAGACAAUUGAGAAUGCUUCCCGCCAAUUACGCCGUAAAGUGCCAUACGCUGGCCAUUUGAUGACGCCGCGUCGCCUCUGGCUCAACAAAAUCCCCACACAAUGCGAUGUGGUCAUUGAGUUUCCCGAGGAUGCACCAGAUGAGGCGCUGCGAUGGCUGUUAGCCCGGAUCCGCUCGCAGCCGCCAGCUGGUCUCGGUCUGCUGGUGCAAGUUAAGGCUCACGAUAGCUCCAGACGCAACGCGUUCUAUGUGAGCGCGCCAGUUAAUGUUCUCUUCAAAGCCGCUGAGGAGGCACGUUUGCCGAAACGUUUGCGGCCCGAUUUAGGCGGCGCGUUGCGUGAGUUUACGACGCGCGAGAGCCAUUGCUUUCAGCAGCUGCGCGGCGAUGUGGGCAGCACGGCGUUGUUCACCUCACAGGAGCGCCAGUGGCUGGUGCUGCAGGUGCUGCAGGGUCUGCGUGCCGGCUGCAGCGACAUCGAUGCGUUGCAAGGACGUGCCGCGGUGGCCGAGGGCCAGAGCAUUGUGGCCGCCUGGCAGGAAUCGGGUCUGAUCACACAGGUUUUUCCCCUGCACGAGCCGCGCUCGCUGGCACAGCUGCAAGCGCAAUGGGUUAAGCAAAUAUUUGCCCCACAACCAUUGGAUGACAUCGCCGCCUAUUUUGGCGUUAAGGUCGCUCUGUACUUCGCCUGGCUGGGGCAUUAUACGUGCGCGCUGGGCGUGCCCGCCGUGUUUGGCACCAUACUUUAUUGCAUAUUGUGGGGCAAGGGUCAGACGGCGCAGGAUAUGGGCCAUGUGCUGUUCUCGCUGUUCAACGUGGCCUGGGCGUCACUGUACUUGGAAGCCUGGAAGCGCUACUCCGUCGAACUGGCUUUUCGCUGGGGCACGCUCUCAACGCCGCCCGAACUGCUGGAGCCGCCGCGGCCGCUCUAUAAGGGCCCGCUGGAGGAGAACAAUGUGACGGGUCGAUUGGAGCCAAGGGAGGCGCCCGCCUGGCAGCGUCGCGCCUUUCGCUAUUUGGUCAGCUUUCCUGUGAUUGGACUGUGCCUCUGUGUGGUCUUUGCUGUUAUGUUUCUCAUGUUGCGCUUCCAGGAUUGGCUGGAUCAUCAUAAAAUACCUGAUAGAGGAAUUGCUCAAUGCAUGUAUAAUUUGCACAAGGACUGGUGGGACUCGAAGCUGCCCGAGGACAGCGUCUUGUGCUGCCUGAGUGUGAUACCCAAAGUGCUGCUAGCUGGUGCGAUUACCUUGAUGGAUGAGGCCUAUUUCAAGCUGGCCGUUUGGUUGAACGAUAGGGAAAACUAUCGCCUGCAAUCGAAGUACGAGAAUCAUUUGAUAGCGAAAGUUGCGCUAUUUCAAUUCGUCAACUCGUUCCUUUCGCUCUUCUACAUUGCCUUCUAUCUGCGGGAUGAGGACAAGCUGAAGGAGCAAUUGGCUGGCUUGCUCAUCUCUCGUCAAAUUAUUGGCAAUCUACGCGAAUCGGCUGUACCCUAUGUCCUCGAGCAAUGGAAGCUAGCCAAGUUGAGCUUCAAUAUGUGGGGCGCUCUGAGCCCCACACAGCAUGUUAAUCGCAGUCUAGCCGAGGAGCUGGCCACUGCCGAGGAGAAGCUCAAGGCUGAGGCGGCUGCCACAACUAAAUCUACAGCACAGCAGGAGCAACAGCAGCAGCAGCAACAGCAGCAGCAAUCUACUAACAAACGUAACAUUGGACAAGCCGAGAUUGAGAGCUCUCUAUAUAAAUACGAUGGGACAUUCUCGGAUCAUUUGGAGAUGCUGGUGCAAAUGGGCUAUGUGGUGCUCUUCUCGGCCGCCUUCCCGCUGGCCGGGGUCUGUGCGUUAAUUAACAACCUGAUGGAGAUCCGCUCGGAUGCGUUUAAGCUGGCCCAUGUGCAUCAGCGGCCGUUUGGGCAGCGCGUGGCCAACAUUGGCACCUGGCAGAAUGCGUUGAGCAUUUUAUCGCUGGCCGCGGUUAUUGUCAACUGUGCGCUGAUUGGCCUCUCCGGGCAGGUGUCGCGCCUCUGGCCUGGCCUGACCACGGCGCAAACUAUAAUUUUAAUCGUGACGCUGGAGCACAUUAUGCUGGGCCUGCGGCAGGCGUUGACUUGGCUGCUGCCGGAAUUGCCCUCGUGGCUGGCGGCGGAAAUAGCGCGUGCCGAGCACUGUCGCCGCGAGAUGCAGUGCAAGGGCACCUCGCCCCGGCCCACACCACCGACGCCGCCCUCAACCACAUCCACGCAGCCGGAGCAGGAGGUCACAGGUGCCGAAACCACGCACGAUCAGUCCAUGGAGAGUCAGCUGGCUGAGGAUAUGCUGCUCUAUGGCCACGAGCUAGGCGCCAGCUAUGGCCGCAGCAUUGAGGCGGAUGUGAAUAUAUAUGAGAAUCGUGACUCUUCGCCCGACUCACCGCCAUCGCAGACUAGCACCAUACUCAUAAGACCGCUGCAUGAAUCCACGCCGCCGCACGGUGGCGCCUCGCUGAGCAGUUUGCAUCACGAUGGCAAUGGCGCUUGUAAAAGUUGUAGGCAAAAAUCGCAAUUCUUUAUACCGGAAAUACCGCCAUUUCUUGGAUAUUCGGUGCGCAAUUUGAGUGCUCUGUCCGCGCACGGUCAGAGAGUGCAACAACAACAACAGCUGCUUAGCGGCGCUUCAGCUAGCACGCUAGCUCUGAACUCAGCCGCUGCCAGCUACGCAGCGCCGAUGCAUAUACAAGAAAUACCGCCGUUCCGCAAGAAAUCGAGCGAUUCGGCUGAUCAGACAGGCAGCAGCACGGGCAGCAGUCCACAGCGCGUAUCGGCGCGCCAACUGCUGCAAUCAACCCACCAGCAGCAACAGCAACAGCAGCAACAACAGCAGCAACAACAGCAACAACAGCAGCAGCAACCAACUAGAAUCGCAGAGAUUCCGCCGUACAGCAAGCAGCGCAAAAUAUCCACAGAGAGCGUUGCCAAUGUACCGCUGAGCGAGCUCGGCAACACGGCGGACAACUCAGACAUAUUGAAGCCGGCGCCAUCCUGGAGCAACGUGGCCUUGAAGACAGGCGCUCCGGGUAUUAUGCUGGCCACGCCCCCAGCUGCUCAGCAAAUUGUCGCCUCCUCAUCGUCGUCGUCGGGCGGCGGUGGCAGCGUUUUCAGUCCGAGUAGCGUGGGCCCAGUCGUCGCCGCAGCCAGCAGCAGCAGCGGCAUCAGCAAUUCACAGUCACGACCCAGUGUGGGCGCUUUAUCCAAUUCCUCAUCGAGUUCAUCGCAUAAGCAACAGCAACAGCAGCAGCAGCAGCAGGCGAAGCAGGCAAAGGAGGCCAAGGAGGAGCGAGAGAAGGAGCAGGAGCAGGCGGCAGCGGCAGCCACUGCAUCCACAUCCGCUGGCAAUACAGACGAUGAGACAAAGGCUGCCGAGUUGGCGGCCAAGAAAUCGCGGCUUAAACAAAAGCUGGUUAAGAGCGCGAGAUCUGUGGCCAUAUUCUCGCUCAAGCUCAAGGAGCGGCGACAGCGCGAGGCGGAAAAGGCAGCCACAAUUGCUGUGGAGCAUGCCAAGGCUCUGGCUAAGCUGCCAAUGCCGCAGCCCGUGGGCGGCGAGCUGUCUCUAAUACCCAUCGAACAUCUAAUACAAAUCGAUGAUAUCAAGCCAGCGAUCAAGCCAGCAGCAACAACAACAACAACAUCAGCAGCCGUUUCAUCGAGUACACAGCCGGGCUCCUCUAUGCAUUAUCAGCAGCAGCAACAGCAGCAACAGCAGCAGCAGCAGCAUUAUCAUCAUACGGAUAAUUAAGCUUAAUCGACAGAACUUAGCCUAACUAUAAAAAACAACGCACACUGUAAAUAGUUUUUUUCUAUGCACGUAAUACCCAUAUCUGGUCCAUGUUUUAGAGCGAUCUAUCACUAACAUAUUGAUGAUAUGAGCCAUUUGCUGAAUGUGUGUCUUGUCCAGAGUUGGAAGCAACUAAAUAACGUCUAUGUAUUAGUACACCUAACAAACUAAUUAACGAAUGUUAUUAACUAUGAUAUGAUAUGGCUUGCAAAACAUAGAAGAACAUAAAACAAAAUGUUUAAAUGUUUUUUAAGUCAUAUUCUCACACUCACAUGAAUGUUUGUUAAUAUUUAAAAAAUGAUUAAUGAUAAAAAACAGUUGUGAAACGAAUUUUGUUUAAGCGUUUUAGCCGUUACAUGUUUUUGUGUAGUUAAUGUUCUUAGCCAUAAACGAAAGUCAGCAAAAAAUAUGAAGAAAAAUAUUUGUCAUUUGUUAAAACUUGAUGUUACGCAUUUAUGUUGCGAUUACUUUUUACUAAUAAUGAUUCAUUAAUUAACAAAUUAAUUAUGUACUUAACAGAAAGCUGCAAUGAGUAGCUAUCAAUUAUUAUUUUCGACUACUGCAUACUCAUUAAAUUUCAAUUAUUAUUUACAGACUUAAGCUUGAUGUACUCGUUGCAGUGAUCUYUCAAUCAAUCAAUCAAUCACACACACACACAAACACAA
This is a messenger RNA of Drosophila arizonae, 5043 nucleotides long. RefSeq names its product anoctamin 8 white walker (gene wwk). Gene Ontology annotation, cellular component: plasma membrane. Gene Ontology annotation, molecular function: chloride channel activity. The record is from RefSeq and is a predicted model, not a curated record. Gene Ontology annotation, biological process: chloride transmembrane transport. Lineage: Eukaryota; Metazoa; Arthropoda; Insecta; Diptera; Drosophilidae.